This is a messenger RNA of Naegleria lovaniensis, 306 nucleotides long. RefSeq lists its product as uncharacterized. Lineage: Eukaryota; Heterolobosea; Eutetramitea; Acrasida; Naegleriidae. The record is from RefSeq and is a predicted model, not a curated record. The coding region runs from base 1 to 306 and encodes 101 amino acids. The transcript has a single exon.
AUGGUAAUCACUGUCUUACAAAUAAGAAUGGAACGAAUCAAAGAUGUUAUAUCGAAUAGAAUGUCUGCUGCAUCUUUCGGAAAUGAACAAGGAGAGAAAACUUCAGAAAAGAGCAAGAUGGAAGAAGAAACAGUGAGUCGUGCACCAACCAUGACUGGUGACGUGAGUGGAGGGUUGGUGGAACAUUCGUUUCCUUCUCAACAUGGAUUGGGGAGUAUGAGUGGAGAGCAUGCAGGUUCGGAUAUUCCUCAUGGAUCCAUGGGAAUGCAAAACACGAGUAGUAGUGGAAUGAACAAGAAGGAGUGA